Messenger RNA from Aspergillus aculeatus ATCC 16872, 2131 nucleotides. Its product is annotated as protein translocase subunit TIM50. Lineage: Eukaryota; Fungi; Ascomycota; Eurotiomycetes; Eurotiales; Aspergillaceae. The record is from RefSeq and is a predicted model, not a curated record. Gene Ontology annotation, molecular function: phosphoprotein phosphatase activity. Bases 151 to 1755 code for a protein of 534 amino acids. The transcript is spliced from 3 exons.
UCGAUUCUUGACCCUGCCAUUCUCCUCAUCCCACAUUGGUCUUUCUGUUACCUGCCGUGUGCUGUGUGCUCCGCGGUGCAUGUGUAAACUGUCUAUCACCAUCUGCAUUUCUAAAAUCCUUGAUCGAUUCUCCUCCCCCAUCCAUCCAUAAUGCUUAGCCGGGCCGUACUGCCUCUGACGAGGCCUAAUAUCCUCGCUUCAACUGUCCGUGCUUCUACAGUCACAGUCCCUCACUCGCGCUGGUAUGCGAAGAACAGCAAACCCAAAUCUUCCUACAACCUUCCCGACUCCAUCAAGGCGUCGCAGUCCAAGCAGCCCUCUCAGGCUCCGGCUCCCAAGCAAGAAGACAAGCAAGCAGACUAUGCCGCAGAGCAGGCCGAAUUUGAUACCAAGGCCGACCCGCAGAGCAAUGCCUCUUCCCAACAGACCUCCCCUGAAUCACACGCACCCGAAGAAAAGGAACUCCCUCGCCAGCCCCUCCCCGACCUUACCCAGGGUAUCCCCUCCACCCUCGCGGCCGAGUUGGAAGCUCGCCAGACCGGUCGCCCAUCUACCACUCUGAACCUCACCGAGGAUCCCUCCCGCGCCGAAGACUACGCCGAAGAUGAGGGUCGCGGCGAUAAAUCCAAAGACCACUAUACUUCCUCCCUCGACCGCAAGCGCGCCCGCAUGGCCAACCUGUUCUCGGCGUUGUUCUUGCUAGCCGGUGCUGGUGGAGUGGCUUACCUGGGUCGGAACUGGGAGAACGAGUUGGAAGAGAAGGCUCACCCCGAGACUCCGUCCGGCUGGGGUCUAGGACUGUGGUAUAACCGCGCCAAGGCCCGUCUCGGUGACAUCACCAGCUACUACAAGGACCCGGCCUUCCCCAAGUUGCUACCGGACGAGGACCCCAACAUGCGCCAGCCCUACACUCUGGUGCUGAGUCUGGAGGACCUGCUGGUGCACAGCGAGUGGAGCCGCGAACAUGGCUGGCGUGUGGCCAAGCGACCCGGUGUCGACUACUUCCUCCGGUAUCUGAACCAGUACUACGAGCUUGUCCUGUUCACCAGCGUGCCCAGCAUGAUGGCCGAUCAGGUGCUCCGGAAGCUCGACCCCUACCGCAUCAUCCGCUGGCCCCUGUUCCGAGAGGCCACCAGAUAUAAGGACGGUGAAUACAUCAAGGAUCUGUCUUACCUGAACCGUGAUCUCUCCAAGGUCAUCCUUCUUGACACCAAGGAGGAACACGCUCGCCUGCAGCCCGAGAACGCUAUCGUCCUUGACAAGUGGCGUGGCGACCCCAAGGAUAAGACCCUGGUCGCCUUGAUUCCUUUCCUGGAAUACCUCGCCGGUAUGGGCGUUGAGGAUGUGCGCCCCGUCCUCAAGUCCUUCGAGGGCUCGUCUAUCCCCGUCGAAUUUGCCAAGCGUGAGAAGGCCAUGCGCGAGCGCUUCGAGCAGGAACUCGCCGAGGAGCAGAAGCGCCGCCCUCGGAGUGGUCUGGGCGGCUUCGCCUCCGCUCUGGGUCUGAAGUCCAACCGGACUCUGGACGGCGAGCAGAGCCCCGCCGAGGGCCUGGCCCAGGGUAAGAUGCUCUGGGACCAGAUCCGCGAGCGCGGCCAGAAGAAUUACGAGAUGAUCGAGAAGGAGAUCCGCGAAAACGGUGAGAAGUGGCUGGCCGAGAUGGCCGCCGAGGAGGAGAAGGCUCGUCAGGAACAGAUGGCCAUGAUGAAGGGCUCCUUGACCGGCAUGUUCGGUGCUGGUGGUGACAGGAAGCAGUAAGCAAAAAGUCAAAAAGUGAAACCGAUCGUCACUUGCUUUGUGUUUCUUGAUUGCAGGAGCACUCUUUAUGAGAGCGGGUGCUUGGGUUCCAUACGAGCGCCACCAACGAACUUCCUCUCUCUCUGUCUCUCUCCUCUUCUUUAUUUUCGUGUCUUGUCUUCCUUCUUCUUUUAAUCUACGUAUACCUGGGGUACACUGUUGUUACUGUUGUUCUCGGGACCGGGGUUUUCGUGUUGUGCUUUUUUUUUCUUCUCUUUCCUUAGAAGCAGGGGUUUCUGUCCCGCGCACCCAUCCUUUGAUCACGGGCUGAUUGUAAAAUAGCAUCCUUUUUUUCGUUAUUGUUGUCCAUCUAGGAGGGAGGUUAUGUAUAAAUUGG